AUGAGCUUCAACCCAAUGCUAUUGUAAACAGGGCAUCCAACGACAUUAUGGACUUGAAUUAAAGCUAUUCGAUUGCUGUUUUUUCUUACAGCACUUAAAACGUAACUGUUGAUUUGACAUUUUUGAAAUGGCAUUAACGUGGGAUACUGCCCCUAAGAAUGGCAGCACAGUAUUUUUCUCGCGAGACAUGUAUGAAAAGUACUCGCUGGCUCCAUCUCUUAAAGAUCUUUGGCUGAUGGCACACAGCCCAACGAUAAAAUCUGAAGAAACACCAGCUCAACUGACUGAAGAGAAUACAAAUUUGAAACCUGAAUGUCCUACAUCACGGAAGCAAGAUGAGAAAUCCACUGCAGACCCAAUCCCGGAGCCUAGAGUACCAUUCCCCUGCCUCUCCAGGCUGACUGAGAGGGAGCAGAAAACGUAUCUGCGUCUGAUGACUAUAAACUGCAAAUACAAAAAGCAGUACGAGUUGAGAGACCAUCAGGAUUUACAAACAGCUGUGAAUGAAGAAGUUGUUGAGUUCCAAAAAUUUCUGCAAAAUGCUGCAAAAUUCUGUGCAAGUGAUUACGAAAUCAUUUCUGGAGACGCAGCCCGCUACACUGAGGAGUACCUGAGAGCUUGCAUUAAGAAGGUGAAGAUUUACCCUGCAGUUUACCUAAUGCAUGAAAUGACAUGCAUAACAGGAGGCAAGUUUAACCCAGAGCUGACCUUGAAGCUUGAGAAACCCUUACUCACACUGGGGGAGGUUAGAAUGACCAAGGCAAAGUUUUCGGAGGGGCAGGUACAGUUGAUUACAGACUAUAGCGUUGUUGCGUCUCUUGCCCCACCAGAAAAGGCAGCAUGUAAUGUACAUGCAGACAUCAGUUGUGACUCAAAUGCAGAAAAGCUUUCACUGAAGUACAAUCCUCAAGUAUCUAUCACCAGUGAAGCAUUGUUUACCCUUCUGAACAACCAUGGACCAGACUACAAAGAUUCAUGGGAGAUUCCAGUUUGCAUUAAAACAGUCCCUGGAGAAGGUACCGGCAUAAAGAAGCUAGCCUUUAUUGACUCUCCUCUUCCAAAGAAAGAAAUGACAACGCGGGAGAAGAAUCAUAUUUUUCACAAGGAAACCUUUAACCUUCUAAUGAAUAAAAUUUCCUUUAUGCCUGUCUCUGGCUUGGUGCUAGACAAACAAGCUGAAGAGAAUGUGCCCCCCUGGAAGGAAAGCGGCCCAAGAGCAACUAUAUCCUUUGAUAAUGUGGAUGUUGACUUUGAGACUGACUUCACAGAUCUGGAGACUUUUGGAACAUCAUCAUCAUCAUCGUUAUGUAAGAAGCCAAAAUCUCAAAGCAAUCAAAUCAAAGCAGCUUUAUCUACGGAAUUCAAAAGACCCCAGUCUUUACCUUCUCAACCUGGUAGCACAUCUGAAGUGACUUCAAAUGAUGCCAUUACAGAAGCUCACAAGGUAACAGGCAAGGACUUCAACCAAAAGAAGUUAGUCUCUGGAGAUGUCUCUGGGACUGAUUCAGAAGAUGGUUCACAAUUGGAAGACUCUUCAGUGAAUGAAGUGGAAGAAGAGAAUGCAAUUAAGACUGCCAGCGAUGAAAAUGUAAGUGACACUUGCCCAGAAAUGGCAUCUACAUGCUCAGGGUUAAUGUCUGCAAGUCAAGAAAAUCAAGAACCUGAGGGAAGCCUUUUUUCCAUCGAUUCCGAUGAAGAACGAUUGGUAAUUGAUGAUGGCAGUAGUUCAGUAAAAAAUGACAAAACCCUGUCUAAAUCCCCCUCCAAGAUGGAGACAUCAGUUUCAGAUCAAAUACCAGAUACACCCAGGUCUCCUUCCCCUGAACCAAAUCAUCAGAGCAGUCAGGAUAUUACCUCCCCAAACACAAGGGGGAGAAAAAGAGGAGCCAAAAGACCUAUAGUUAAAAAGUUAAAAACAUGUGACCAGCUUGGGGAGAUCCUUAAAAUGCAGUGCAAACUGUUGAAGCCAAGCACCAGAACAUCACAUGAACCAGCCUCCCCAAAAGCCACACCUGGUAAUCUGUCAGCAACGACCCGUCAGUGCCAUCCUGAGCCCAUUGUGAAGCCCAACAGUCAAGGGGUUGCAGCUGACCCAUCUGCCGGAAGCUUUCAGUCUGUGUGGCAACAGAAAGUGUUGCUUCCUGACGACCUUCUGCUCAGUGAAGAUAAAGAAGGGGACUAUGAAACCCCACAAGAGGGGAACCUUGUGUAUAAACUCUUCAGCCUUGCAGAUGUGCUGCUGAUGGUCCGGAGCAGUGUGCAUAAAGCGCUGAACAGAUACAGAAGGAACUCAACUAGAAAGCUUACCCCAGUUUGUGUAUUACCGAAGGUGGAGUAUCAGGUCUGCUAUGGAGUGGAAGCUCUCACUAAAAGUGAGAUUUGCCACAUGUGGACUCAAAGGCUUUUACAUUCAAACACCACAUUCUUUGUAGGUCACAUUGAUGCUUUUACAUCAAAGCUAUUUAUGAUGGAAGAGUUCACACCAGACCGAAUAGCUGAUAAAUUUGGUGACUUCAAACCAGUAAAUUCACUUAAUAUACUUCACCACCUGUUAAAAAAGGUCAUUGGUUUACAGGAAGGAAAGUACCUGCUGAGCCACAAAGCUGGAGAUCCUUUGGUUACCAUCUUUAAAGAUUGUGAUGGGAAAACUGCCAGUCGAGCAACCUACAACCUGCAUAGAGCUCACAGUAGCUUGCCUGAAGCACUGUCGCCUCUCUCAGUCCCAUGGGUACCCCUGGAUCCUUCCCUGCUGCUGCCUUAUCACCUGAAACAUGGGAUAGUCCCGUGCACCUUCCCUCCCAGAGGCACAGGCAACAUGCAAGGACAAGAGGCAGGUGUGGCAAGAGGCAACAUGCACACUUCCUGUGACGGCAAGGCAGUUGCCAUGGAAACAAAGAGUAGUCAGUUGCCAGCUCAACUUGGUGGGAACAAAGGUGGGGCUGGGAAGAAGAAAAGGAACAAGGGAAAGAAAAUUCAACAACGUCUAAAGUGGAAGGAGAGAUGCCGGCAAAAGAGGCAGCAGAACAACUAGAGCAAAUCCCUGUUGUUCUGCAAAAACUAAACCUGAAGCUGAUUUAUUUGUGUACAUUUAUUUUUCCAACAGGUCCCCUUGGGUAACAUAUGUAUAAUUUCCCUUUGUUUAAAUGUAUGUAGACACUUAUUUAGUACUGUUUGUUGCUGGAUAAUGCUUAUGUUCUUUUGCCUUAACAAGAAGUACUAUCAGUAUGAUUUCAUUUGUAAACAAUAAAUAAUUGUAUCACUGGUACAGAAUGAUUUAAAAAUAAAACUGCCAGUAAUUAUAAAUGCAAAAUAAACCUAUGAUUUAAAUUUAAAAAAUUAAAAAAAAAAACUUGACUCUAACUGUCUAUUAAAGGACCUCACUCUUUCUAGCACAGUUAAAGGAACACCAUUUGCAGCAACAUUCCUGGUAAACCCUGUACCAGUCUACUGUGUGAGCAGUCUGAGCAUUAACAGUUUCAGUACAAAUUAUCUUUUUUGUUAAGGGUAAGUCUUAAUCGGGAAAAGGCACUCAGCACUGCAUUUUAAGGACAACAGAUUUAAGAGCAUACACUGAAUUUUAUGCAAGUUACAGUACUUACACUUUUUUCUGAGUAUCUUAUGUGCUGAAGAUUAUUUGUAACUGGCCUGAGAGGAAUUCCUCUCUUCAG
Molecule: messenger RNA, 3668 nt
Organism: Polyodon spathula (Mississippi paddlefish)
Lineage: Eukaryota; Metazoa; Chordata; Actinopteri; Acipenseriformes; Polyodontidae
Gene: ice2
Product: interactor of little elongator complex ELL subunit 2
Exons: 15
Coding region: 128-3031 (967 amino acids)
Biological process (GO): snRNA transcription by RNA polymerase III; snRNA transcription by RNA polymerase II; positive regulation of transcription by RNA polymerase III
Cellular component (GO): transcription elongation factor complex
Source: RefSeq, a predicted model, not a curated record